Messenger RNA from Mesorhabditis belari, 1011 nucleotides. The record is from the annotation of a GenBank genome assembly. NCBI's taxonomy places the organism in Eukaryota, Metazoa, Nematoda, Chromadorea, Rhabditida, Rhabditidae.
AUGACUCAAUUGGCCCGCGAUUUCUUGAUAAACAAAUUCGAGCAGUACGAGAAGAAUGGUUCAUGGGAUAACAUUUAUCAGCGUCUGCUAGCUAAAUCAAAUCGGCAAGAGCGUUCUCUGAAGUUGACGUGUAAAGCAGCCCGCUCAAUUCAAAAUGCACGAAAGAAUCGCUACCGAGAUGCAGCACCAUGGGAUCAUUCUCGCAUCCACCUUCACGAUGUGCCUGAAGAUGAAUCCGACUACAUCAACGCUUCAUAUGUUACGGUGCCCGGAACGGAGCGUCGUUAUAUUUUGUCACAGGGACCACUUGAGAACACAUGUCACGCCUUCUGGUUGAUGUGCUGGCAGGUUGAAUCUCCUGGAAUCAUCAUGCUCAACAAAAUCAUCGAGAAAGGACAUUUGAAAUGUGCUGAAUACUACCCAUCGUUUGGAGGCGAACGAGAACUCGAAUUCGACCCUUUUCGCGUGUCAGUGGUUGAUGAACAGGAACGUGACAACUACAUAAUUCGUCGCAUCAAAUUGAGAAAAAUUGCAACUGGUGAAGAACGAGAAGUCUAUCAUAUGCAAUACACCGAAUGGCCCGAUUUUGGAUGCCCACAAAGCACCGAACACUUCCUGGAGCUUUUGGAUGAUUGUAGAAGGCGUGGUAUUCUGUCUCGGACCAAUGAUGAUUCACCUCCAAUUGUACACUGUUCUGCUGGAAUUGGCAGAACUGGGACUUUUAUUGUUUGUGACUCAAUUCUGCACAUGGUUGAAUCCGGACGAGAUUUGGAUGUCGAUCCAGAGGCACUAAUUGUUGAACUGCGCAAAAGUCGUAUGGGUUUGAUUCAAACUGCACAACAGCUUAGAUUUUGUUGGAAGGCAAUCGUCGAUCGUCUCAAGGCUUUGAAAGAAGCUCGAAAACAAAACACGGACGAAAGCGACGACGUGAAGGAAGCGACCGAACAGAGCGAUACUCCAGCAACCGUUGAUUCUGUUCGAACCGCUGUGAGUUUUAACGAAUCAAACAGC